AUGUGCAAUUUCCCAGCUUGUAGCCUCGUGGAUUCUUUCAUUGCUUUGCCAGUAAUCGCUGCCGAACGCGUGGUCAGAAGAGGGCAGCUCCUCUCUCCGAUGGCGACGGCGCGGGUGACGGUUCUGCCUUCGCUGAGGUGCCUGUUCGAUGACCCUGUCGAGAUCCGUGUGGCCGGUCUCCUGCCGCAGCAGGCCGUCACCCUCCGAGCCAGCCUCGUGGACGAGAGCGGGGAGCUUUUCCAAGCCCACGCUCGCUACAGAGCUGGGAGCAGUGGAGAGCUCGACCUCAGCCGCUCCCCGGCCCUGGGGGGCAGCUAUUUGGGAGUGGAGCCGAUGGGGCUGCGGUGGGCGCCGAUGGGGCUGCUGUGGGCUCUGCGGUCUAAAGCACCCUACAAGCGGCUGGCAAAGAGAAACGUCCUGACCCCUUUCUGUGUGGACUUGGAAGUGUAUGAGGGCCAUGAGGACAUGAGCCGCUUGCUGGGAAAAUGCACCAAUGAGCGAUGGUUUUUAGGAGAGGGGGUGAAGAGGAUUUCAGUCAGGGAAGGGCGUCUGAAAGCAACCCUCUUCCUCCCUCCCGGGCCUGGCCCAUUCCCUGGACUUGUGGAUUUGUAUGGAUCUGGUGGAGGUCUCGUUGAAUACAGAGCGAGUCUCCUGGCUAGCAGAGGCUUUGUGACUCUGGCUCUUGUGUACAUGGCCUUUGAAGAUCUCCCUGCUAUGCCAGAGGUUCUUGAGCUGAGCUAUUUUGAGGAAGCUGUGAACUUCUUGCAGAAGCAGCCUCAGGUGAAAGAUACUGGGAUUGGCGUUUUGGGCUUGUCUAAAGGAGCUGAUCUGGCCCUUUCCAUGGCCACGUUUCUACCUGGCAUCAAGGCAGCUGUCAGCAUAUCUGGAAGUAGCUUUAACUCUUUCAUUCCCCUGCAGGGGGAUGGCUUCACUCUUCCUGCCCACCCGUAUGAUUUGGGGAGGAUGAAGACCAGUGACAAGUCCGGCCUGGUAGAUUUUUCAGAUAUCCUAGAUGAUCACAGGGAUCCAGCAACUUGGGAUUGUCGCAUUCCCCUGGAGAGGUCCUUGGCCAAGUUCCUCUUCCUGUCUGGACUGGAUGACAAAAACUGGCAAAGCGAUCUCUAUUGCCAGGACGCUCCUCAGCGCCUUCAGCGCUACGGUCGGGAAGCGGAAUUUUGCUCCUAUUCUGGAGCAGGGCACCUCUUGGAGCCACCAUACUUGCCUCUGUGCCAGGCUUCCAUCCACAAAGUGCUCGGGAUGUUCGUGCAUUGGGGAGGACAAUGGAGGGAGCAUGCCAAAGCCCAGGAAGAUGCGUGGUGCAGGAUACAGGCUUUUUUCUGGCGACACUUGAUGGACUCGGACAUCCCUAAGGGCAAGCUGUAG
Molecule: messenger RNA, 1383 nt
Organism: Apaloderma vittatum (bar-tailed trogon)
Lineage: Eukaryota; Metazoa; Chordata; Aves; Trogoniformes; Trogonidae
Product: acyl-coenzyme A thioesterase 1-like
Exons: 4
Coding region: 1-1383 (460 amino acids)
Biological process (GO): acyl-CoA metabolic process; fatty acid metabolic process
Molecular function (GO): fatty acyl-CoA hydrolase activity
Source: RefSeq, a predicted model, not a curated record